AUGUCUCUCGAACCCUCCCUCACGGUACUCUACAAAGAAGCCAAUGGCAGCAAAAUUACAACAGACAUCUACCUCCCCACGACCGACUCAACCGAGAAAAAGAAAUACCCAGUGGUAAUCAACAUCCAUGGCGGCGCCUUCAUGCUCGGCCACUCACGCAUGGUCUCCAUGCCGCAGAUAACCGACUGUCUCGAGCGCGGCUGGAUCGUGCUGGUCCCAAACCACCGCCUGUGUCCCGGCGUGAACCUGCUCGAGGGUCCGAUGCAAGAUAUCCGGGACCUGCUGUCGUGGGUGCAUGACGGUCACCUCGAUGCAGUUCUUCGGUAUGAGGGGCCGUAUAGCGCGGACUUGGGAAAUGUAGCGGCGUUCGGGACAUCGAGUGGAGGGACUUUGGCGUUAGGGUUGGGUUUCAACGUUCCCAAACCCGUCAAGGCGAUUCUCUCGCUCUAUGGCGCUGUGCACUUCACACACCCGUUCUGGAAAACGCCUCUGCCACAUGUGCAGGCUAAAUUGCCGCCUAAUCUCGAAGACUCAUUCCUCAGAAAAGCAUACGAUGAAAUGCCCGUUCCAACAGACAGCUCUGUCUCGUUAGAAGGACAGUCCGAGUCCGGGGCCUCGAAGGGACCGAACUUCUCACGGCCGCGCGAUGCAUUUGCUUUUACGCAGAUCGCAUCGGGGAAUGUGCUGGCUGCUAUUUAUCCUAAUUCAAAGACGAAGGACCCUACUUUUCAGGCCGUGGACCCGGUGCAGAAUGUUGGGUCGGAAUUCCCGCCUACCUAUAUCGUGCACGGACUUGCUGAUACGAUGGUGCCGAUUGAUUUAAGUCGGGAGCUUUUUGCUAGGUUGAAGAGGGAGGGCGUGAAGUGUGGAAUGACGGAGGUUCCGGAUGAGGAACAUACUUUUGCUGCUAUGAUGAAGGUUGGCUCGAGGACUUGGUGGUUGCAGAGGGAGGGCUUCGAUUUCUUGGAGGGUGUUAUUGGGAAGGGCACCAAAUGA
Messenger RNA from Penicillium cinerascens, 996 nucleotides. RefSeq lists its product as uncharacterized. Gene Ontology annotation, molecular function: serine-type peptidase activity. Bases 1 to 996 code for a protein of 331 amino acids. The record is from RefSeq and is a predicted model, not a curated record. The transcript has 3 exons. Lineage: Eukaryota; Fungi; Ascomycota; Eurotiomycetes; Eurotiales; Aspergillaceae. Gene Ontology annotation, biological process: proteolysis.